Messenger RNA from Drosophila yakuba, 525 nucleotides. RefSeq names its product larval cuticle protein 65Ag1. Gene Ontology annotation, cellular component: chitin-based extracellular matrix. NCBI's taxonomy places the organism in Eukaryota, Metazoa, Arthropoda, Insecta, Diptera, Drosophilidae. The record is from RefSeq and is a predicted model, not a curated record. Bases 58 to 378 code for a protein of 106 amino acids. The transcript is spliced from 2 exons. Gene Ontology annotation, molecular function: structural constituent of chitin-based larval cuticle.
AUCAUUCGUCGCUAACUCUUCGAUAACCGCAGAUCAAAACGCCAACCAACAAUCACCAUGAAAUUCCUGAUUGUCUUCGUCGCCCUCUUCGCCGUGGCUCUGGCUGCUCCUCCACAAAACCAAGAAGCCCAAAUCCUGCGGUCCGAGUCUGAUGUUGGACCCGAUAGCUUCAAAUACGACUGGGAGACUUCCGAUGGACAGGCUGCUCAAGCUGAGGGUCAUCUGAACAACGUUGGAACUGAGAACGAGUCUCUCGCCGUCCAUGGAUCCUACAGGUUCGUUGCUGACGAUGGUGUCACCUACGAGGUUAAAUACAUCGCCGAUGAGAACGGAUUCCAGCCCCAGGGUGCCCAUCUGCCCGUUGCCCCUGUGGCCUAAGUCGUUCAAAAUUGUUAACUAGUUCCCUUUUAAUGUCGGUUAAUCGGAAAAAGUAAACCCGUUGAGACCGUUUUUUUUAUUAAGGAGAACCGAAUCUAAGUCAAUGAGUCUAAAGUGUUAUUAAAGAAAAAUAAUUUUUAUAUGAAA